AUGUCGAAGCUGGUGAAGUACAUGCAAAGUGCGAUACUGACAUUCUAUCAGCGAUCCCGCCCCACCGCGGGCCAAGGCAGUCACCAUGGCUAUCACGAUUCCGUCCUCAGCACACCAGCUUCACACACUCGAGAGCAGCCCAAAUACAACAGCGACGACGAUGGCUCCUCUUCCAUGGUUUCCGAGCCAGGCAGCCCUCAAGACAUAUCCAUGUCAUCGGACGACGACAUGAACGGCGACACUUUCUCGCAAUCGCCCGAAGAUAGCUUCAUCAUGAGUCGCCCGCGUCCUUCCAACUCCAGCCCAUGGGCACAGAGAUUGCAGACAAAUCGUGUUCCGACUCCGAUCGUGCCUAUGAGACCGGGCGGAUCACCCUACCGCAUCGGACCACGCCAACACGUACGACAACGCCACCCUCAAGAGUUCAGCUCCGACCACCUAGAUGUUCCCUCACCCAUUGACGAAGAUGAGGUUCCGACUCCCCCAUCAGCAGCCGAAGCGGCAGGCUCUCAACUUAGCAUGUUGACAGUUAGUGACGUCGACAUGCAAGAGAGCGACGACGUGCCCACCGUAAACGUCCAUCCCGUCAGACCACUGAGUCGAAACACCAAUCUCGACAUGUACGAAUCUGCCGUCGAAAGCGAACCCAUGGACAGCGGACCGGAGACCAUCGUUGUUAGGAAGCAGCGACAACGAAGCGGUGCGCUGAGUAGUGGCAACUCUCCCGUGCGGGCGGGACCAAGUCAGCCGCCUGCUCCUCGAAAAGGGUUCAGUAUGGGAUUCCGAGCAGAUUGUGAGAAGUGCAGGCUGAGAGUGCCUGGGCACAUGAACCAUCUUAUCUAG
This is a messenger RNA of Fulvia fulva, 843 nucleotides long. RefSeq lists its product as uncharacterized. Bases 1 to 843 code for a protein of 280 amino acids. The transcript has a single exon. The record is from RefSeq and is a predicted model, not a curated record. NCBI's taxonomy places the organism in Eukaryota, Fungi, Ascomycota, Dothideomycetes, Mycosphaerellales, Mycosphaerellaceae.